Molecule: messenger RNA, 1617 nt
Organism: Podospora anserina S mat+
Lineage: Eukaryota; Fungi; Ascomycota; Sordariomycetes; Sordariales; Podosporaceae
Exons: 2
Coding region: 1-1617 (538 amino acids)
Biological process (GO): DNA-templated transcription; positive regulation of transcription from RNA polymerase II promoter by galactose
Cellular component (GO): nucleus
Molecular function (GO): RNA polymerase II cis-regulatory region sequence-specific DNA binding; zinc ion binding; DNA-binding transcription factor activity, RNA polymerase II-specific
Source: RefSeq, a predicted model, not a curated record
AUGGAAGCUAACAGUGACAGAUGCACCCGCGAACUUCCCAAAUGCGCCGCUUGCAAGCCAUGGCCUGGGCCAUGCAACUAUGCCAGGCAGUUUCCCGACCCGGUGGCAGCUCCGGUGGCAGCUCCGUCGUCAGCAACCCUGGAACCAGCAAACAUCUUUGUUAGCUCUUCUCUCCCUGACCGGCUUGACCGAAUCGAGGCCACGCUGCAGACUCUCACAGCCGCCGUGACAAAACUGCUCGCUGUCACCGAGGCCAAGAGCUCCCAGGAGCCAAAGCCCGAGUCAAACCCGGCAGCAAAACAACCAGACGAAACAGACAGAUCGACGCGCUCAAAAACAACAUGCACCAUCACGCCCCCCGCCAUCUCCUCCCUCGACGAAGCCAACGCACAUUUGGGAAACAUCAUCCCCAGCCACGACGACCACGACGAUCACAACGACCACAGCCUCGCCCUCCAAAACCUCACCGACCUAUCCAACACCCUCACCUCCUUCCGCCUCGACAUGUCCCUCGACCUCGGCCCCCACGACAACAGACAGUACAUCAUCCCCUCCCUCGAAACCGGCAACCUCAUCAUCUCCAAAUUCACGCCCCUAACCCUCUUCGCCUCCCCCUUCUUCACCCCCCCCUCCCUUCGCCUCCUCUCGACCAUCAUCUUCUCCCCCGGCACCGUGGCCCCCGGCUGGAUAAUCUACGCAAACUACUUCCUCCUCUCCUCCCCGAUAACCGCCACCCUCUUCCCCUCCUCCGUCCCCCACUGGCGUCACAACGUCCGCCUAGCCCUCCAAAACGCGUCUUUAUACCUCCACCCCAGCAAGGUAAACAUCGCAGCCUUCACCAUGCUCAGCUUUCACGGGGAAGAUUUCGCGGCGAGCCCAAACGUAAGCUGGAUGCUCUGCAGUCACCUAUGCCGUAUGGCGCAAGCCUUAAGACUAUGGGAGGGAGGGGGGGCAGAGGAAGGGGAAGGGGAAGAGGAAAAACAGAGGGGUUUGGCCCUGUUUUGGGCGAUUUACAACAUGGAAAAGUGUUGUGCUUUGACGUUCGGACGGUCGCAGGUUGGGUUGUGGGAGGGGGUGGAUGUUGAGCGGGUGGAGAUGCCGAGGGGGGAGUGGUUUGGGGGUUUCAGGCCGCACUUGACGGAUCAGAGGAGGGCUAAGGGGGUUGAGGGGGUGGAUGCCGAGUUUGGGGGGUAUAUCUUUCUGAGGAAUGUCGAGCUGGCCAAGCUGAGCGGGAGGGUGUUGGAGUAUUUGGGGAAGGGGGAGGGGACAGAAGAGGAGAGGGAGGUCUUGAAGGGGAGGUUGGCGGAGUGGUUCAGGGAGACGGAUGAGACGUUUCGGAGGCGGGUGGAGAGGGAACGACAAGGGGGGGUGCCGGGAGCGGGGGUUGAUGUGAAGAGGGAGAAGGUGAUGAGGUUGUAUGAGUUUACGGUCAAGUUUCGGUAUCUGCAUGUGCUGAUUAUUCUGACAAAGGACUCGCCGGGGGAUCGGGGGUUGAGGGUGGAGAGCGCGAGGCAGGCGAUUGGGAUUUUGCCCAUGACGAUUUCGGGGUGGGAUCCGGUUUACAACGGGGUUAUAUGGUGCGUAUUUGUCUUUCAACAGGGUCGGGAUUCAAGCUGA